GACUCGGUUUGCAGCGCAGCCGGGGAUGGCUCAGCAGCGGCUGCUGCACGCCCAGCUCCAGCCCUCAGCCUGCUGCCACCGGGGCUGCCAGCCCUGCUGCAUCGUCCCCGUGCCCCUGGUGGCUCCCUGGUUACCAUCUGGGCUCCAUCUCCUCCUCUUCCUCCUCCUCCUCCUCCUGCCGAGCUCUAAUCCCCGCAGACUCGGCGCCGAGCGCGAGCAGCCAACAGGAGUUGCUUUGUCUGUGCUGACUUGGCGUUCCUGCUUCCACUCUGGAGGAGAUGGGGCGCAAGGAGGAGGAUGGCAGCGGCUCCUGGAAGAAGCAGACCAGCAACAUCCGCAAAACCUUCAUCUUCAUGGAGGCCCUGGGCUCAGGUGCCUUCUCUGAAGUUUUCCUGGUGAAGCAGAAAAGCACUGGCAAGCUCUUUGCUCUGAAAUGCAUCAAGAAGUCUCCUCUCAACAGGGACAGCAGCCUGGAGAAUGAAAUAGCAGUGCUGAAAAAAAUAAAGCACGAAAACAUCGUGACUUUGGAAGAUAUUUAUGAGAGCACAACCCACUUCUACCUGGUCAUGCAGCUGGUGUCUGGGGGAGAGCUGUUUGACAGGAUCCUGGAGCGGGGUGUUUACACGGAGAAGGAUGCCAGCCUGGUGAUCCACCAGGUGCUGACAGCCGUCAAAUACCUGCACGAGAACGGCAUCGUGCACCGGGACCUGAAGCCUGAGAACCUGCUGUACCUCACCCCCGAGGAGAACUCCAAAAUCAUGAUCACGGAUUUCGGCCUGUCGAAAAUGGAGCAGAACGGGAUCAUGUCCACGGCCUGUGGGACUCCAGGAUACGUGGCCCCCGAAGUGCUGGCCCAGAAGCCCUACAGCAAAGCCGUGGACUGCUGGUCCAUCGGGGUCAUCACCUACAUCCUGCUCUGUGGGUACCCUCCUUUCUAUGAGGAAACCGAAUCCAAGCUCUUUGAGAAGAUUAAGGAAGGCUACUUCGAGUUCGAGUCUCCGUUUUGGGAUGAUAUCUCCGAGUCAGCCAAGGACUUCAUCCGGCAUUUACUGGAGAAGAACCCGAGCGCGAGGUUCACCUGCGAGGAGGCCCUGCGGCACCCCUGGAUUAAUGGAAAUACAGCCCUUCACCGUGACAUCUACCCAUCUGUCAGUGCUCAGAUCCAGAAAAACUUUGCAAAGAGCAAAUGGAGGCAAGCCUUCAACGCCGCGGCCGUCGUGCACCACAUGAAGAAGCUGCACAUGAGCGGCCACGGGGCAGCUGAGGGCUCUGCCCCUGCCACAGAGACCUCAGAGCCCCCCAGGCCCAGCAGCCCCACCGGGACCCCCCCGCCAGGAGCGCCAAGAGAUGACAAGGACACAGCUCAGGGCCCCUCUCAGGGGCACCCAAACCCACCCAGACCCCCUCAGCCCCAGCAGGACAUGGGACUGGGGGAGGAAAAGCCCCCCAGCCCCCCAGAGGAGGGACCCCUGCCUGGGGACAGCAGCCUGGCCCUGCCGGACACCCCCAGCCCCCCGGGCAGGAGCUCCUGUGGCUGCAGCCCCUCCUGUGUGGGCCAUGAGAAGAUGAAGGCGUCCUCCUGCUCCGAGACAGUGCUGCUCAAAAAGUCUUCAAGAUCCCAUCAUUUCAAGUCAGAGGUUCUUGUUCCAAUGAAAACCAGUAAACACUCGUCUCACUGUGGCACUGGGCAAACUGGAGUUUGUUUGAUCAUGUGAUGGAGGCAGCCACGUGGUCAGAGAACCAGAAGGGCUCUUUUACUCUUUUCUGCACUUCAGAGCCAGACUCGGAGCAGAAAGGAGGCUCUGCCCAGCCAGCAGCUCUGGAGAGCAGUGACCAGCUGGGGCCAGGGGCACAGCAGUGCCAGGAUCCAUCCCUGCAGUCAGCUCGGGGUGUUUCUGGAUCAUUCCAGCUGGGAGGAGGCGAGGGAAGGUCUGAGGCUCCUGCUCCCACACCCAGUGUACAUUCUCAUAGGGCAUCACCAGUGCUGUGAGCUUCUGUUUCCUGCUCCCUGUUUAGGUGUCACUGCACAAACACCCUGAACAACAUCAGCCCCACAAACCAAAGCCAUGCAGAGCUUUACUCCCGUGGCAGCUCCCUUGUUUUUACAGCCCUCUCCUCUCCUCUCCUCGGGCUUGGUUACUCCAGGCUUUGGCACUCUGGAUUCAGCUGCCCAGCCCUCAGUGCAACAGGAGACAGAACCUGCUAGAAACCUCCCUGUGUGUGACAAUACCACAGCAAGGUCUGAGCUCCCCUUGCAAGGCUGUUAAUUGCACAAUGAACAC
Messenger RNA from Onychostruthus taczanowskii (white-rumped snowfinch), 2282 nucleotides. RefSeq names its product calcium/calmodulin dependent protein kinase IG (gene CAMK1G). Gene Ontology annotation, molecular function: calcium/calmodulin-dependent protein kinase activity; calmodulin binding; ATP binding. Gene Ontology annotation, cellular component: intracellular anatomical structure. The transcript is spliced from 14 exons. The coding region runs from base 279 to 1715 and encodes 478 amino acids. The record is from RefSeq and is a predicted model, not a curated record. NCBI's taxonomy places the organism in Eukaryota, Metazoa, Chordata, Aves, Passeriformes, Passeridae. Gene Ontology annotation, biological process: peptidyl-serine phosphorylation.